AUGAUGGCUGUUCUCACUGUUGCCUUCAGCAUGGCAAAUUACGUUAUCCUUUUGAUCGCGUCAUAUUAUAUCACUGUACUUAGUUACAGGCUGCUCUUGCACCUCCUUAAGUCUUACCCGGGUCCACUGCUGAGUAAUCUCACCGACUUCUACGGUGGCAUAUAUUCCUUCCAGAGGACUCUUCAUUUUAAGACCUGGAAAGAUCAUAAGCAGUAUGGCCCCAUUGUCAGACAAGGCCCAAAUAAACUGAUUUUUAACUCAGUUGCCGCCGUCCAUGACAUCUAUAUGAGCGAGAGUGUCUCUAAAGCCCAAUGUUACCAGGCUGGAAAUGUCAAUCCGUCUAUGACUAACGUGUUCAACACGAUUGACAAACAUGUGCACCGUAUUAAGAGAAGACAUGUGGGCCAGCUCCUUACAGAUCGUUCUGUGCGAACGUUUGAACCCAAGAUGGGUGAGCAAAUCAAUGUGUUUUUGAGGGAGAUACCUUUGACGUAUCAAAACACACCCAGAACACCCAUCAACAUGUCUGAAAGAUGCAAGUAUCUCGGCUUGGAUAUCACCGGAUACCUUGGCUUCGGUUGGCGGCUCAAUAUGUACAUGCAGUUUCCAGCUCUACGAAGAUUACGUCUUGAAAUUCUUUUUUAUGCCCUAGCAAUCAUUCAAGGGAAGAGUUUUCUUCAAGUGCUGUCAAAGAUGAUUCAAUCACGGCUCGCAAAAAAGACAAAUGCUGAGCAUGAUCUGUACGCCUUCAUGGCGAGUGCUCCGGAAACCCCUGAAGGCGACAAGAUCAACAUUAAGGAAAUAUGGAAUGAAGGCAUCUUCUUCCUACCAGCUGCCGGCGAUACGACUUCUACAGCACUGAGCGCUUUAUUAUUCUAUCUGGCUCGAAAUAAACAGUGUCGGGACAGGCUUGCACAAGAGAUCCGAUCAAAAUUCUCUAGUAGUUCAGAGAUAAAAGUCUCGCGAUUACAAGGAUGCCAAUAUCUUCGCGCUUGCAUUUACGAGGCACUGCGGAUGUCACCACCCGUCCCAGGAACACUGUGGAGGGAACAGAUGCCAUCUAGCACGGGCAAGCCGUUUAUUGUCGACGGUCACACAAUUCCUUCAGGCGUCCAAGUUGGUGUGAAUAUCUAUACACUCCAUCGUAAUCCAGAAUACUUCCCCAAUCCGUUUCAGUACGACCCAGAUCGUUGGAUCCCUGCAAAGGGCGACGAAAUCGACAUUCGACCAGAAGAUCAGCACAGCGGUCUCAAGCAUAACCCCGCUUUCAUGCCAUUCUCUCUCGGUGGACGUGGAUGUGCGGGUAAGACUAUGGCGUAUGCGGAGAUUAGCCUUGCAAUGGCAAAAGCGCUGUGUGCCGAGUUUAAGCUACUUGAUAUUUUCACCUCUUCGCAUGAUUGUCCAGAUCUGACAUUUCAACCGCGAGGCGAUCAUUGGAAAGAUCUUCUAACGGUGCACGAAUAA
Molecule: messenger RNA, 1464 nt
Organism: Xylaria bambusicola
Lineage: Eukaryota; Fungi; Ascomycota; Sordariomycetes; Xylariales; Xylariaceae
Product: benzoate 4-monooxygenase cytochrome P450
Exons: 6
Coding region: 1-1464 (487 amino acids)
Molecular function (GO): iron ion binding; oxidoreductase activity, acting on paired donors, with incorporation or reduction of molecular oxygen; heme binding
Source: RefSeq, a predicted model, not a curated record